Molecule: messenger RNA, 1880 nt
Organism: Folsomia candida
Lineage: Eukaryota; Metazoa; Arthropoda; Collembola; Entomobryomorpha; Isotomidae
Exons: 4
Coding region: 387-1412 (341 amino acids)
Biological process (GO): proteasome-mediated ubiquitin-dependent protein catabolic process; multicellular organism development
Cellular component (GO): cytoplasm
Molecular function (GO): ubiquitin conjugating enzyme binding; ubiquitin protein ligase activity
Source: RefSeq, a predicted model, not a curated record
AUUUACAGUUGGAUAGGGAAUAAAACAAGACUCCAAUAACACUAUAGGUACAGCAACUGGAAGUCAUUGUCAACAAUGGAUAAUUUCUCCUUCCGAUACAAACACGUAGCCAUGUUCCAUUAACCAAUAUCAAAAAUUUACUGGGGAAUCCAGACCUGUGUAAACUUGAACUUAAAACCUCAGCAGCAUGCAGUGUCGAAAUUUUGAUUCCUUUAUAAUAAUGAUGGGCAAUACAUGUAAAUAUUGUAGUGCUUAAUACUUCAGUUACUGGUCGUACUUAUCAAUCCUUGCACAAAUUUCGACCAGAAUAUAACAUGUUUUUAUGACAUCUACUACCAGUUUAAUUCCGAAAUUAAAAAGGUGUGAAAAAAACUUAUCUUUGCAUAAUGGCAUCAGUGUUUGACUCUUUGAGUACUUCCAGCGCUUCCACGUCCACGUCGUUGAUGACUGACGAAGUUCUGAUGAGCAGGGACGAUGUCAGCCUUCCUACCGAUCAGAGCUUCGUCCGAAGCUUGCUGGAAUGUCCGGUAUGUUGUGAAUAUAUGACGGGAAGAGUUAGGUUAUGUGUGAUGGGCCAUUCAAUCUGCGAUCCAUGCUUCGCCAACCUCGUCCACUCCAAACGACCAUGCCCCCUAUGUCGAAAACCUCUUAAUAGCACAAGUGCCAGAAAUUUCUUUCUUGAAAAUUUGGCCGCAUUGUGUCGAUUUAAAUGUAAAUUUGCUGAGCGGGGAUGUGAACAAGACGUGGAAGGCUUUAUGUUGGAUAUUCACAUGAAACAAUGUCAAUUCAGGGACUUUAAAUGUGACAUGUUUGGAAUUCAAGAAAUUUGUUCCGAGGAAAAACUGCGUUAUAAGGAUUUUGUCGACCAUUUGAAAGAUGACCAUGAAAUACCAGUUGUAGAAAAUGGAUCUUGGAUCGAGAAGACUUUUCGUCUUGAAGAUGAGAUGAUUUCGCCUUCCUUGGUUCUCAUAAAAUUUGACGAGGACUUAUUUUUCUUCCACACUUGUCCACUCGGAAAUCGUUACAUGUACAUUCAAAAUUCAUAUGAGCACAUGUACACCCGAUGGAUCCUCCAGUUGGAUGAGACGAAUAACAUUAAUGUGGGGAAGUUCCAGUUUGAGAUUUUUACUGAAUAUACUCCUGACGAAGAAGCUUUUCCAGGUCCAGGGUUUGGGGAAAGCAGUUCAAUAAUGAGAGGCAUUUUGACCAAUGCUUUCGCGUUGAGCGACGAGGGUCAGGAUCUUGAUCUUCGGAUUUCCCGAGGCAACCCCCUUCAACUUUCCAGUUUUCCCAGGAACGACCACCGAUUUACAAAGCAAGACGAAAACAGUUUGUUCGGGUUAUCAUUGAGACAUGGGGCCAAAAAAAUAAGGUGGAAAGAAAAAGUUGUAAUCAGCAAGACUCCGCAAUAAGUAUUUUUUAAAGAUUUUUGACGUAAGGAGACGAUUUUCAUGAGUAUAUUUUAUAAGAAUGGAUUUAUAUUAUGACGGUUGGUAACAAAAGUCUUUGUUCAUGUUCCAAAGCGCGUUCUUUUGUAAGUUGGUACAUGUUUUAAAGUGCAGAUGUCGGCAUGUGGUUCAUAAAAACCAAGGAACUUGUAACUCUUUAGAUACAUGACUUAAUAUUUAUUUGAAAUUUUUAUAUUGAAUUCGGUUUAGUGCUCGGUGUCUGUUAAAAUGAUUUUAAAUAUGUUAUACAUAUUUAUGUAUCAAUGUACAUGAACUAAUUAGAAUUUAUUUCAUCAUACCAUAUAAUUGCGUACUGCAAAUGUAAAAUAAUAUGCUGAAAUAAUUUGAUCUAUGUAUGUACAUACAUUCAUAAGGUUAUUUAACAGGUUAUUGGACUGAUACAAUAAAAUAACCGUUUCAUGUUACAUAAAA